UUGAUGGUCAAUAUGUGUUUUUGUAGGUUCAGUUGGUAACUGGUGUGGCUCUUGACCGUCAUCUCUCUGUCAUGAUCAAUGCUCCCAGCAGUUUAAUAGUCGGCAGAGCUGAUGAUGCAAGUGGUCAGAUUGCCUUUAAUGUUGAGGAGACCGGUUUUUAUCAGAUGUGCUUCAGCAACUUCCACAACCGUUUUGGGAGCAUGCAGAUAUUCCUGAACUUUGGUGUAUACUCUGACGGACAGGAAAAGAUCGAGAAACAAAAAGAAGAAGAUAUGAAAGAGAUUAACAGCACAUUGUCCAUAAUUGGGGAAAGCACCAACAGGUUGCAGACGUUUGUCUUCCACAUGUGGCGUCACUACAACUAUGAGCGAAUGAGAAGAGGAUCUGAUUUCUACCUGCUUCAGUCAAACCACAGUUAUGUGAGCAGCUGGUCUGCUGUUCAGAGUCUGAUCAUCAUCACAGCUGGAUAUCUGCAGCUUUACUAUCUCAAGAGACUCUUUAACACAAACCCAACACAGACCGACAAACCCCGCUGUUAAUCCUCAACACCUAAU
Molecule: messenger RNA, 554 nt
Organism: Triplophysa rosa
Lineage: Eukaryota; Metazoa; Chordata; Actinopteri; Cypriniformes; Nemacheilidae
Gene: tmed6
Product: transmembrane p24 trafficking protein 6
Exons: 3
Coding region: 72-539 (155 amino acids)
Biological process (GO): endoplasmic reticulum to Golgi vesicle-mediated transport; Golgi organization; intracellular protein transport
Cellular component (GO): Golgi apparatus; COPII-coated ER to Golgi transport vesicle; endoplasmic reticulum
Source: RefSeq, a predicted model, not a curated record